UCUUUUUUUUUUCUCAAAUAUUCUAGCUUUUAGUUUUUUUUUUUAAUAAACUACUUCAGCUUUAAGUUUUUUGUAACACAUUUAACAUAAAUGUUACCAAAAUAAUAAACUAUGUACAAAUAAACCACCGCAAAUAAACAAUUCACAAACUAACGCUCUGUUUUGUAAUUUGAUUCUUGGUGGAAGAGUUAUAUACUUGUAGCAUUUACUAAUGAAGUUACAGCCAUGCCCAAGGUAGUUUAGGCUUUAUGCCUUCUUUUCGGAGUGAAUUCUAAUGUUCGGUCAACUUCCAUGUCCUCAAGCAUGGGAAUGCAUUCAUUAUCGACUGAACCAGAAGUUUCAGUUGAAGAUAAGAGUACCAAGUCCAAAAAGCUGCAAGAGAAAUCACAACAAACUGAAUUGAAAAAUAACUUGAAGGAUUUUCAUUUGCUCUUAGAGAAUAUCUCUAAAUCUCUUGAUAAAAUGGAAGAAGUAUUCAAGUCUGCCUCUUCCUCUUCUAAUGCCACAACAGAGUCCCUUGCAGAUAUUAAAUCUUUCUUCAAUAUGUCGGUUGAUGUUGUUCUUUUGAAUGAGGCUCUCUUAUCCAAUUUCAGGAAAGCUGCUGAACACUUGGUUGACAAAACCAGUAUCCUUGGACAGGACAGGUGUGACCGUUUAAAGAAAUUCAAUAAUGAGAUCAAUAGGGAAGUUAAUCGUUUAAGCACUGCAGUUGAAAGAGAAAAAAAGAGAGCUGAACUUGAAAAAGCACGAGGUUUAUAUGUUGGCACUCUAAACACUUCCAAGACUGCAUUUCAACCCUGUCGAGAUGAGAUGCUAACGAUGGUUUCCAAACAUGACGAACUGGAGAAAAAUCUUCGAGAUUAUGAAAUGCUGAUGAUUCAGAAGAUGCCCCUUUUUGAAAAAGUGUAUUCUCAACAAAAAAGUAGCAUUCAGACAGAUAUCAGUGGUUUCCGAGAGAAAGAACAGCUUUUACAACAACUAAGCCAAGAAAUUGAUAAUCUUCGUAAAGAACCUUCAAUUGAUUGGACUGGCCUGAUUGCUGCAUUUUAUAAUUAACUUUUCACGCUUUGUUUUCAGCUUAUCACUUUUAUAACUAUUUUCUUAAUUACUAUUGAAAGACCUCUACUA
This is a messenger RNA of Quercus robur (English oak), 1128 nucleotides long. RefSeq lists its product as uncharacterized. The transcript is spliced from 2 exons. The coding region runs from base 292 to 1056 and encodes 254 amino acids. The record is from RefSeq and is a predicted model, not a curated record. Lineage: Eukaryota; Viridiplantae; Streptophyta; Magnoliopsida; Fagales; Fagaceae.